Tribolium castaneum (red flour beetle) is the source of this 942-nucleotide messenger RNA. RefSeq lists its product as uncharacterized. The record is from RefSeq and is a predicted model, not a curated record. Lineage: Eukaryota; Metazoa; Arthropoda; Insecta; Coleoptera; Tenebrionidae. Bases 49 to 735 code for a protein of 228 amino acids. The transcript has 5 exons.
CAAACCAAAAACAAUCCCCUUACAAGAAUAUCAAAUAAAUCAACCAAGAUGAGAAAAGUAAUCAUUGCAGCUUUCUUGGUGGUCUGCAUUUGCGCUUAUCCAUCUCCGAACAACGAAGUCGAUGUUGCCUUUGAAGAAAUCAUCUUCAGAAAUAUCCCAAAUAUCAAAAAACAACUCUCUAACAAACCCAUCACAAUUUCCGACGAAGAAUGGAAAGAUAUUAUCGACAUCUGCAAACCCAGCCAACCUGGUGAUAGUACCGAUGACAACGUAAAUGCUUGCAUCGAUAAAUUAUUUAGCAUUGUUGAUGGGUUUAUUGCCAAAAACUUCGAUCCAUUACCUCUCAAAGACAUGCAUGCAGGAUUCAAUUAUACCCUGAUUAUAACCUACCAUGGAGAGCUGGACUUAACUAAUGGCAAAUUGCUGGGUUUUUCGUCACUCCAUCGUACUGACGAUGCCACGUACAACUAUGAUCUACUCGCUCAAACAGCCACUAUUGCGGUUGGAUUUGGUUUUGACCAACUUGGAUUCACAUAUGACUACAGUGCAAAAAUCAUGAAUCUGGGGCCCAUUGGAGGACUUGAGGGCAGUGUGACUGAUCUUGGCAUGAAUUUGGAACUUGAGUUCGAUUUCAAAAACAAAGCUUUGACUUUGGAAGAUUUCAGCAUUACUGAUUCUGGAAAAAUUACAUUUAAAUUUACUGGACACGCAAUCGUCGACUUCUCAACUGUUUGACCAAACUGAUCACAAAAUUGAUGAAAGACUUGAUUUUGGAGGUGAUGGAAGAUCUUGUUGGAGGUGCCAUAGAUGCCAUCGUUGACGCAAUUAACAACUACUGGCACAAUACUCUUCCAUUCUACGAUUUUUCAGAAUACCACAAAUAUCCUAUUGCCAAAUUCAAUGUUGCUUAAAAAUACUAAAAUAAAGAAAUGCUUUUUCUAA